CAUCUACUCUAAAUCACAGGGCAGCUCAAAGAUGGUUGCCAUUAGCAACCGAGCAACUAAAACUUGGAGAAAUAAGGAACCGAGCCCUGAGGGGGAAAGUUAAAUAACGUUAAAGGCCUUUUUUUCAUUUGUACUCAUCAUGGCAACUCCACAGAGAAAUGCAGAAAACUUUAUGAAGGUGGAGGGCAACACGACGCAGCAUGUGGACAUUGUUCGGAAGUCACUGGAGAAACUUCGAAGCAUUUCUGUGAAUGAUGCAACAGAAACCGGGAUGCUGCGGUCCAGGAUAGAUGAACAGUCAAGCCUGAUCUGCAUGUUGAAAGAGAGAGCAGAUGAGGUGCUUCUUCGAUGUCAAGCCCUGCAACACAUCAAUACGGAGCUAGAGAGCCAAGUAACAGACUGCCAGACAGAACUGGACAGUGAAAGAAACAGAGCAGAGCUAUUAGAGAAGAGAUUUAUGGAUUUAGCUGCCAACAAUCAAGCAAUUAUUGCUUUCAUGGAAGAGUACAAAAGUCAGAAUGCCCAGUUAAAGCUGGAAAACAAACAGCUGCAGUCAGAAAAUGACACACUUUUCUCCCAAAAAUUACAAGAUAAAGAAGUGUUUGUUCAAAAACAGAUGCAAGAAAUCAAACUACUGAGAGAGAAAUACACAGAGAAGGAAAUUGAAUAUCAGGAGAAAUUAGCUGGAUGCCAGUCAAAACUCCUGGAACAAACAGCUCAGCAUCAAUCCAGGGCCACAAAGCUACUUGAUCAAUUGCAUGAUGCUCAGAAACAACAAAGAGAUGCUGUAGAAAUGUACAACGCAUUAAAGCUGAAUCUACAAAAUGCUGAAGAAGAGCAUGCUUUCAAGGAAACCAACAUGAGAGAAAGCAUAACAAGCCUCACCAAAGAGAAGGACAAAUUAUUGUGUCUGUCUAUGGAAAGAGGGAAAGUAAUACAGGAGAAACAAGAGGAAAUCCAGCAACUGGAGACAAAAUGGAAAGAGGAGAAAAAAGCCCGCGCCGAAGCAGAGGACAGGUUUGAACAGGAAGCAGAAACUGUUAAUGCAGAUGUUAAAGUGAAGUCUCUCCAGUCUGCUCUUGAUGAAUCCAUGACAAAAUAUGAGAAGCUGAAAAAGGAUUUUGAAGCCUUCAAAGAACACAGCACCAACCUCCUUUUACAAGAAAGGGAGUUAAAUAAGAAACUUCGCCACAUGAUGGGCUAAACUUUAGCAAUAACAUACAUCCAAAAACGGACCCCAGUAUCAAUUCAUCACACUCACCCAGAUGCUGUGCUACCUCCAGCACCAGCCUGCUCUCACAGCCAGCCACCUCCAGUGCAUUAAGAAUAGGAGGCAGGCCUUCAUCAAACUGGACAUCCACCACAGCACCAAUCACAGCCACUAUCAAGCAGUUGGGCAGUUCUGCCUGAAGGGACAAUGACAUUAACGGCAACAUAUUAAAAGUGACUUUGCGAUUACGAUAACAGCAGCAACUCGAAUUGAGAAACAUCAUACGGAGACUAAACAAGGACUAACGUAUAGCAUGUGUGAUAUAUUAAAUCUACAGGAUAAAUAAACAAUAAACCAAUAAACAUAUUGGUGCUUCAGAAUUGCAAGGUCCAUGUUUUGUUGCCACUGAAACUUACAGGCUGAAAAGUUCAAACAGGUAGUGAAUUUUACUGAGUUAUUUGGAAAGGUCAUUGAUUGGGGUCAUCAAGACAUGACUGGAGCUACAAC
Molecule: messenger RNA, 1717 nt
Organism: Perca flavescens (yellow perch)
Lineage: Eukaryota; Metazoa; Chordata; Actinopteri; Perciformes; Percidae
Product: coiled-coil domain-containing protein 89
Exons: 8
Coding region: 140-1204 (354 amino acids)
Source: RefSeq, a predicted model, not a curated record